Messenger RNA from Pyrus x bretschneideri (Chinese white pear), 1982 nucleotides. Its product is annotated as aldehyde dehydrogenase family 3 member H1. Lineage: Eukaryota; Viridiplantae; Streptophyta; Magnoliopsida; Rosales; Rosaceae. The coding region runs from base 178 to 1860 and encodes 560 amino acids. Gene Ontology annotation, biological process: aldehyde metabolic process. The transcript has 12 exons. Gene Ontology annotation, molecular function: aldehyde dehydrogenase (NAD+) activity. The record is from RefSeq and is a predicted model, not a curated record. Gene Ontology annotation, cellular component: cytoplasm.
GGUCCCUUGUACUUGGUACCUACCACCGGAGCGGUCCUCCUCCUAUUUCUAUAUGCCAAUGUAAAUGCAACUGGAUGCUUUCAACACUUCCAUCUGCAGACUGCAGUAGUUAGCAGAAGUGCCUUCAAUCUCUCUCUCUCUCUCUCUCUCUCUCUCUCUCUCUCUCUGUGAUCAACCAUGAAAGGCCUCUGCAUUGAUCUUUUUAAGAAUUACAGUUUGGGUUUAGCGGGUACUGCUGGGAUAGGGGCUGGUACUCGGAGCAGCAGAGCUUUCACUCACCCGUCUCAGAGAAGAAGAUGCAACUAUCAAAACCAGAAGCAUUUCUCUUCCUCCAAACUUAGAUGCUCUUCCUACUCCACUAAACCUUGUUCUGCAACUCUGUCGGCUGUAACUGCGGAGGUUGAAGAAGCAAAGCAAACAUUCAAUCCGGAAAAAGCCGGUCUUCUAGUUAAGGAGCUGCGAAAGAGUUUUAAUUCGGGAAGGACGAAAAGCUAUGAGUGGAGAAGGUCGCAGUUGGAGAAUAUUGCAAAGAUGCUUGAAGAAAAAGAGAAGGAGAUCGCUGAAGCUCUUUACAAGGACCUUUCAAAGCCUGAAAUCGAAGCAUUUAUAUCCGAGAUUGUUCAGGCAAAAUCGUCAUGUAACGAGGCAUUGAAAGAAUUGAAGCAUUGGAUGGUUCCACAGAAGGUCAGCACUCCAAUCACAACAUAUCCAUCAUCAGCAGAAAUUGUGUCAGAACCUCUAGGAGUUGUGUUGGUCAUCUCAACAUGGAACUUCCCUUUCUUGUUAUCUCUUGAUCCAGUCAUUGGAGCUAUUUCAGCCGGCAAUGCGGUUGUGCUAAAACCCUCAGAAAUUGCUCCAGCUACAUCUUCACUACUUGCAAAUUUAGUAGAGGAGUACUUAGAUAACUCAGCUGUAAAAGUUGUUGAGGGCGCUGUUCCAGAAACAACUGCAUUGUUAGAGCAGAAGUGGGAUAAGAUACUCUAUACAGGUAGUGCAAGAGUAGGGCGCAUUGUGAUGGCUGCUGCUGCAAAACACCUUACACCUGUAAUUCUGGAACUCGGUGGAAAGUCCCCAGCUGUUGUCGACUCAGAUGUUAACUUAGAGGUGGCUGUUAGGAGGAUAAUAGCAGGCAAAUGGGCAUUGAACAAUGGACAAGCUUGCAUCGGUGUUGAUUACAUUAUCACUACGAAAGACUUUGCUCCGAAGUUGAUAGAAGCUCUAAAGUAUGGUCUCGAGCAGUUCUUUGGGAAAGAUCCGAUGAACUCAAAGGAUAUAUCACGGAUAGUGAGCUCUACCCAGUUUACACGGUUGGCGAAGCUGCUGGAUGAGGAUAAGGUCUCUAAUAAGAUUGUCCUCGGUGGCCAAAUGGAUGAGAAGCAAUUAAAAAUAGCUCCAACUAUCUUGUUGGAUGUUCCAGAAGACGCUCAAAUUAUGCAGGAGGAGAUAUUUGGGCCAUUAAUGCCGAUCGUCACUGUUGAGAAGAUUGAAGACAGUUUCAGUGUGAUAAAUUCAAAGCCAAAGCCUCUUGCAGUAUAUGCCUUUACAAACAAUGAGCAGCUGAAGAAGGGCUUCGUGGAUAACGUAUCAUCUGGAGGAAUGCUCAUCAAUGACACCGUCCUUCAUGUUAGCAUAAGCGGUUUACCAUUUGGAGGAGUUGGGGAGAGUGGAAUGGGUUCAUACCACGGAAAAUUCUCCUUUGAUGGUUUUAGCCACAAGAAAGCAGUUCUUUAUCGAGGUUUCGGUGGAGAUUCCGAUUUGAGGUAUCCACCCUACACACCGGAAAAGCAAAGAUUAUUCAAGGCCGUGAUUAAUCGCGACAUAUUAACCAUAAUCUUAUCUCUGAUUGGAUGGUCUAAAUGAUGAUCAAAUUAGGCAGGUGUAGAGAGGACGAACUGUCCUCAGUAGAGAGCGUUAGUUCUUUUUCCUUUGCUUGUACUUUGCAUGCAAUGCAUUGCAAAAUAUGUAUCUUUAAUUGCUCUUCA